AUGAAGAUCCUCCUGGUCUUCACCGCCCUCAUGGCAGCCGCCUGCAGCAAGAAGCCUUUCGUGGGGUACCAGGUCCUCCGCGUCACGGCCCGCGACGAGGAGCAGAUCGCCCUGCUCAGGGUGCUGGGGGAGCAGACAGAGCUGCAGCUUGACUUCUGGCGUCGCCCAAGCCAUCCUGGACUCCCAGCCGACCUGCAGGUGCCUUUCCUCAACCUCCAAGAAGUCAAAACCUUCCUGGAAUCCAACAACAUUUCCUACAGCGUCAUGAUCGAGGACGUGCAGAAAUUAUUGGAUGAAGAAAAGAAAACCAUGAAUAAGUCCAGGAGGACAGAGAGAAGCACCAGCACCUUCGACUUUGCCUCCUACCACACGAUAGACGAGAUCUACGACUGGCUGAGCGUGCUGGUGGCUGAUCAUCCCAACCUCAUCAGCAAGCUCCGGAUUGGGCAGAGCUACGAGAAGAGACCCCUGUACGUGCUGAAGUUCAGCACUGGGGGGUCCAAUCGGUCGGCCAUCUGGCUGGACACUGGCAUCCACUCGCGGGAAUGGAUCACCCAAGCCACCGGUGUCUGGACGGCCAACAAGAUCGCUGAGGAGUAUGGCCAGGACCCCUCCGUCACCGCCAUCUUGGACAGCAUGGACAUCUUCUUUGAGAUCGUCGUCAACCCCGAUGGCUUUGCCUUCACCCACAGCUCUAACCGCUUGUGGCGCAAGACGAGGUCCAUCAACGCUGGCUCCCCGUGCGUCGGCGUGGACCCCAACCGAAACUGGGACGCCGGCUUUGGAGGCGCCGGCUCCAGCAGCAACCCCUGCUCUGAGACCUACCGCGGCCCCUACGCCCACUCUGAGAGUGAAGUGAAAUCCAUUGUCGACUUCAUCUGUGGCCACGGGAGCGUGAAAUCGGUCAUCUCCAUCCACAGCUACUCCCAGAUGCUGCUUUACCCCUACGGCUACAAGACAGUGCCCGCGCCCAACCACCAGGAACUGAAUGAAGUGGCUAAAAAAGCGGUGAGCGACUUGGCCGCUGUGUACGGGACAAAAUACACCUACGGCAGCAUCGCGGACACCAUCUACAUGGCGGGUGGCACCACUAUUGACUGGGCCUACGACAACGGGGUGAAAUAUUCCUUCACCUUCGAGCUGAGGGAUACGGGACGCUAUGGAUUCCUCCUGCCCAGCUCCCAGAUCAUCCCCACCGCCACCGAGACCUGGCCGGCGCUGCUGGACAUCAUGGUCCACGUCCUGGAGCAUCCGUACUGA
Pterocles gutturalis (yellow-throated sandgrouse) is the source of this 1260-nucleotide messenger RNA. Its product is annotated as carboxypeptidase A1-like. Gene Ontology annotation, biological process: proteolysis. The coding region runs from base 1 to 1260 and encodes 419 amino acids. Lineage: Eukaryota; Metazoa; Chordata; Aves; Pterocliformes; Pteroclidae. The record is from RefSeq and is a predicted model, not a curated record. Gene Ontology annotation, molecular function: zinc ion binding; metallocarboxypeptidase activity. The transcript has 11 exons.